This is a messenger RNA of Cornus florida, 1162 nucleotides long. RefSeq names its product protein LIGHT-DEPENDENT SHORT HYPOCOTYLS 6. The record is from RefSeq and is a predicted model, not a curated record. Gene Ontology annotation, cellular component: nucleus. Gene Ontology annotation, biological process: response to light stimulus; mRNA transcription. NCBI's taxonomy places the organism in Eukaryota, Viridiplantae, Streptophyta, Magnoliopsida, Cornales, Cornaceae. The transcript has a single exon. Bases 357 to 1013 code for a protein of 218 amino acids.
CUUACACAAGAGUAAAGAGAGUUGAGUUUUUCUCUCGCAUUCACACACACACACACUUUCUCUCUCUACAUGAGUCACUUAUUCAUUCAAUUCAUCCAUAUACUCAAUCCUUUUUACGUCCCAUCAUCGAUUUCCACUCUAAAAUUCUUCUCCCUCUCUGCUCUCUCUCUUUUUUUCUUUUUUUUUUUUCCGGAAACACUCUCCAGAAAACUGAAAUAUAUAAGAGCAGACUCCAAUUUUGAAAGAAACACACACAAUCUUCUUUCUUCUCAACUAUCCAAAACCCAUUUCAGAGGGACAGAGAAAGAAAAGCACAGAAAACUGAAGAAAUUUAAAAGGGAGAGGGCAAAUAUUGUAUGGAUUCAGCAGGAGGAUCCGGAGCACCCGACCCAAACGGAGGGGAAGGUCCGUCUUCUGCCGGGGGAGGGGGAGGAUCGGCGGGUACGGUGGCGCUGGCGGCGACUCCGAGUCGGUACGAGUCGCAGAAGCGGAGGGACUGGAACACGUUCUUGCAGUACUUGAAGAACCACAAACCGCCGUUGACGCUGGCACGGUGCAGCGGCGCGCACGUGAUCGAGUUCUUGAAGUACUUAGACCAGUUCGGGAAGACGAAGGUGCACGUGACGGAGUGCCCUUACUUCGGGCACCCCAACCCUCCGUCGCCGUGCGCGUGCCCGCUCAAGCAGGCCUGGGGCAGCCUCGACGCGCUCAUCGGUCGGCUCAGAGCCGCCUAUGAAGAAAACGGCGGCCGACCCGAGUCCAACCCGUUUGGGGCUCGGGCCGUCAGGAUUUAUCUGAGGGAGGUGAGGGAAAGUCAGGCCAAGGCUAGAGGGAUUCCUUAUGAGAAGAAGAAGCGGAAGAGACCGACGACAACGGCGGCUACGGCAACGGCGUCAAAUGUGUCCACGGUGGCCACCGCCUCUACUGCUGCUGCCUCAGCUUAUGGUGGCGGCGGCGGUGAGACGGAUGCUGGUGAUGCAGCUACUGUUGCUCCUCCGACUACAACAGUAUAGUUUCACUGAUUUUUACCCUCUUUUAUUUUAAUUUUUAAUUUUUAAUUUUGGAGUUUUCUCUCUGUUUUAAUUGUGAUUAUGAGCUCUAUGUAAUUGGCGAUUCUCUUAGAAUUGAAUCGAGCCAUGAACGAAAUUUAGUUAGAGAUCUA